AUGACGACGCUCAAGAAAGAGUAUGAUGUGAUCAGCCCGUGGAAGCUUGCCCACGUUGUCCUCCGAACCAGGCGGUUCAAGGAAAUGACCGACUUCUACAAGAAAUUCCUCGGCGCUGCAGUCGAAUUCGAGAACGAGCGCGCCUGCUUUCUGAAGUACGAUGAAGAACACCAUCGGCUCGGGAUUCUGGCCCUCGACGGUCUAUUGGACAGCGGCCGGACCGCGCCUGGGCUUGAGCAUAUUGCGUUCACUUUCCACACCCUCAACGACCUUAUUAAGGUGUGGGAACAGCGUAAAGCGUUGGGCAUCGAACCCAUCUGGUGUGUGAACCACGGCGGGACUACUAGCAUGUACUAUGAGGAUCCCGAUGGGAAUAAAUUGGAAUCUCAAGUGGAUAACUUUGACGAUGUGGAGGAACAUGAGAAUUUCAUCAUGUCGGAGGUUUUUAGGGCGAAUCCUGUGGGAACGGAUUUCGACCCAUUGGAAUUGAAGAAACGCCUCGAAGCGGGAGAAGACGACGCUUCACUGAAAAGGCGCAUUGAAGUCGGACCUCGUCCAUUCCCUACGGUGGUGGGUGUAAGGCCUUGA
Fonsecaea multimorphosa CBS 102226 is the source of this 588-nucleotide messenger RNA. RefSeq lists its product as uncharacterized. Bases 1 to 588 code for a protein of 195 amino acids. The transcript has a single exon. The record is from RefSeq and is a predicted model, not a curated record. NCBI's taxonomy places the organism in Eukaryota, Fungi, Ascomycota, Eurotiomycetes, Chaetothyriales, Herpotrichiellaceae.